Molecule: messenger RNA, 561 nt
Organism: Colletotrichum graminicola M1.001
Lineage: Eukaryota; Fungi; Ascomycota; Sordariomycetes; Glomerellales; Glomerellaceae
Exons: 2
Coding region: 1-561 (186 amino acids)
Source: RefSeq, a predicted model, not a curated record
AUGGCAACCCCAGCGCUUGCUCUGGUCGGUGCUGAAGCCAUGAUCCUGCAGCUUUUCGUCGCAAUAACAGUUGUUCGUCACGAGAACAACACCCAUUUCUGUUUCAAAACCGGCAGUACAAUUCACUUCCGAAAAGCCCCUGGCUUCGUCGGCUUCUGGGCCUACCAUGGCUCUACUUUGCUGGCUGGAAGCAAGGCCCCCGAUGUCAACAAGGCCGGCAUCCAGGAUAUCAUCUACUACGCCGUUUUGUUUCUUGGUGUCCAGAACGACGUCAUCGGUUCUGCGAACUCGCUCACGAUGGGGUACGGCUUCUGGACCACCAAGGCGCUACCGACGUUGCUUCGAAAGCCGAAGGCCAACGGCCGCUACAAUGCUAUCGAAGCUCAGCUUACCAAACCCGGUAGUAUGUACUACCUCGACUUCAGAUCCUUCUGUGAGAACAUCUUCCAGGUUCCCUUGAACGUAGCGCCCACCAAGGUCGACGGUAAGCCACUCAUCUUCUUCAACGACAUUGGAUACACCAACUCCCACACCCAAUUCCGCAACAAUGCCAUCUCCUAG